Oryza brachyantha (malo sina) is the source of this 940-nucleotide messenger RNA. RefSeq names its product LIM domain-containing protein PLIM2b. Gene Ontology annotation, cellular component: plasma membrane; actin cytoskeleton. The transcript is spliced from 5 exons. Gene Ontology annotation, biological process: actin filament bundle assembly. NCBI's taxonomy places the organism in Eukaryota, Viridiplantae, Streptophyta, Magnoliopsida, Poales, Poaceae. The coding region runs from base 66 to 668 and encodes 200 amino acids. The record is from RefSeq and is a predicted model, not a curated record. Gene Ontology annotation, molecular function: actin filament binding.
CCGGACGGAGGUAAGGAAACCGGAUUGGGCCUCGCGGCGUGGGUGCGUCGUCGUGUCUGUCAGCCAUGUCUUUCACCGGCACGCAGGACAAGUGCACGGCGUGCGACAAGACCGUCCACUUCAUCGACCUCCUCACCGCCGACGGCGUCCCGUACCACAAGACCUGCUUCAAGUGCAGCCACUGCAAAGGGAUCCUCUCGAUGUGCAGCUAUUCGUCCAUGGACGGCGUCCUCUACUGCAAGACCCACUUUGAGCAGCUCUUCAAGGAGACGGGGAGCUUCUCCAAGAAGUUCACGCCAGGUUGCAGAUCUUCAGACAAGGAACUGGCAAGAGCCCCGAGCAAGAUAUCUUCUGCGUUUUCUGGUACUCAGGAUAAGUGUGCAGCCUGUCAGAAAACAGUGUACCCACUAGAAAAGCUAACUUUGGAAGGCGAGUCGUACCAUAAGAGCUGCUUCAAGUGCUCUCAUGGAGGCUGCAUCCUGACCACCUCAUCCUAUGCGGCGCUCAACGGGGUGUUGUACUGCAAGAUACAUUUCGGGCAGCUGUUCAUGGAGAAAGGGAGCUACAACCACAUGAAGAAGAAGAGCGAGUCCCAGGAGGUGUUGCCGGGCGUGGUGCCCGAAGAGCAACCGGCGCCGCCGCAAGACGAGAAUAGAGAGGACAACUAGGACGACAAAACGAGCCAAACAUAUACGGUGAUACGGAUAUCUGGAGUUUCUGUUUAUCAAUUUUGCGACGACUGUUUGUUCCCUCCUUUUUUUGCUCUUGAUCCUCUCUACGCGCUUGGUCUGUCAAGCUGUAAGUGUACUAAUGCCUUCUCUCAUACGAGGCUCAUGACAAUGGCAGGUUGACAACAAUGGCAUGCGGUUGAUUGCCAGCCUCCUGUGAAAAUUUGUAGUUUCGUAACUACUAUGAAUUAAUCCUAGCAAUGUUACAUAUA